Molecule: messenger RNA, 645 nt
Organism: Salvia hispanica
Lineage: Eukaryota; Viridiplantae; Streptophyta; Magnoliopsida; Lamiales; Lamiaceae
Product: F-box protein At4g22280-like
Source: RefSeq, a predicted model, not a curated record
UUCAGCUCCGUUGCUUACCUCGUUUAGGUACGAGGCUAAAUUGCCUUUCCAUUGUUCUAAGGUUGAUCUACCAAUGUUGGAGGAGGUCUAUUUGGACAUUAAUUACAAACAACAACCCGAUAACAUAUACAAUUAUGUUAAUCCUACAACGAUGACUCUGAGAUGUGUUAGGAUGUUUCAUCUACUUGGAAAUGCUAAGAUUGUAGCAUUGACUUUGGACACAGUCAAGGUUCUUGAAAAGUAUCGUGGUCUGAUCGAGGAAAGUCCAUGUCCAUUUCCCUACCUGAAAUGUCUGAAAGUGAUGAAAGGACGUCGAGAAAUUACGACGGUGCUAAGAAGGGUGAUGAACUACUUGACAGAGGGGACUUUGUAUUUUUAUUCAUGGGUGAUGGAGUUACCUCAAGAUGUGACUGUGGUUGAAAAGAAUUCAGAUGAUUUGUUUGAAGACGAAAGUGAUGGACAACAACUCGAACUACUCUUUGGAAUAGAAGAUGAAAUUAUAUGAUUGUCUCAACAUGAUCUAUUGCAAAAGUUUGGAAUGUUGCAAGAGCUUCUUGCGCCCUUUUUGGACAAUCCAAGUUGUAAACAUGACAUCAUGCAUGAAUGUCAAGAAUGUUUUUGCAAUAUAUAUUGAUGAUCGCUUUU